Molecule: messenger RNA, 627 nt
Organism: Bathycoccus prasinos
Lineage: Eukaryota; Viridiplantae; Chlorophyta; Mamiellophyceae; Mamiellales; Bathycoccaceae
Exons: 1
Coding region: 1-627 (208 amino acids)
Molecular function (GO): GTP binding; GTPase activity
Source: RefSeq, a predicted model, not a curated record
AUGUCCAACUCUUCACAUGGAGCGCAACAAUCUCAAACGCAGGCAAAACUGGUGCUGUUAGGAGACAUGGGCGCCGGGAAAUCCUCCUUGGUGCUUCGAUUCGUCAAAGGACAAUUCUUUGAGCACCAAGAGAGCACGAUCGGUGCUGCCUUCAUGACACAAACGGUGACGGUUGACGAUCAUGUGGUAAAGUUUGAGAUUUGGGAUACGGCUGGACAGGAAAGGUAUCACUCGUUAGCACCGAUGUAUUAUCGUGGCGCAGCUGCGGCGAUUAUUGUGUACGAUAUGCAAUCGCAACAGUCCUGGCAACGGGCAAAGAGUUGGGUGAGAGAACUGCAACGACAAGGAAACGCGAAUUUAGUCAUCGCUCUAGCCGGGAAUAAGAGCGAUUGUAAAGACAUGCGGAAAGUGUCGAAGGAAGAGGCGGAAGCGUACGCGGAGGAGCAAAAAUUGUCAAUAUUUUUAGAAACAAGCGCUAAGAGUGGGGAGUGCGUGAACGAUUUGUUUUAUUCCAUUGCGAAUAAGUUGCCGAAACAGGCGAGAGCGACGCCGCAGGAAGGAGGGCGAGGCGGCGUCGUUUUAGAUGCAAACGCGGGACAAAACAGACAAAAGUCGCAGUGUUGCUGA